AUGGAUACCAGGCUUGGUACUGUGCUAAAUAAGCUGAUCUCUGAAGAGCAAGUGGCGUUUAUGAAGGGUAAAAACAUACAUGAGAAUAUAGCUUUGGCGUCUGAAUUGAUCAAUGAGAUCAAUACGGAAAGGAAGCAUGGGAAUGUUGGCCUCAAAUUGGAUAUUGCUCAAGAUUUUGAUACGGUAAGUUGGGAUUUCAUAGCUGAAGUCUUUCGUCAAUAUGGAUUUUCUGAUUCUUGGUGCAUGUGGGUUCUUAAUAUCCUUAGCUCAGCUCGGAUUUCUGUCAUGAUUAAUGGCUGCCCUGAAGGUUAUUUCAGUAUUACUAGAGGUCUGCGUCAAGGUGAUCCUCUCUCACCUUUGAUAUUUGUUCUUAUUGAAGAUGUUUUAAGUCGCAAUCUUUCCAAGUUGUUUGCAAAUCAUAGUAUGAAUGUUAUGUGCGUAAACUACGCAAAAAGCAAGUUUUAUUUUGGAGGUGCUAGAAUUUCUCGUGCUAUUGAUAUUUCUAACUAUUUGGGUAUGGAGAGAGCUAUGUUUCCGGAUAAAUACUUAAGUAUUCAAUUGAAGCCUGGUAUUGUUCGGCAUAUUCAUGUUCGCCAAGUUGUUGAGAAGAUUAUGGACAAGCUGGCUGGCUGGAAAAGUAAACUUUUAUCAUUUCAGGCGAGGCUUGUGCUAAUUAAGUCGGUGAUUUCUAGCUAUGUUAUUCAUUCUAUGGCUGUUUACAAAUGGCCAUGCACGAUUAUUAAGCAAGUUGAAAGGGCCGUUAUAAAUUUUCUUUGGUCCGGUGAUGCUGAGAAACGUAAAUAUUUUACGGUUCUAUAUGAUGAUCUAUGUCUUUCAAAGCGUGAAGGUGGUAUUGGCAUUAAUAAGUUAAAUGAUGUUAAUAGGGCUAUGCUAAUGAAGCUUUGGAUUUCUAUUCGGGAUUCAAACAAGAUUUGGGCUAGCUUUUUGAGGGCCAAAUACUUUAAGGUCAAUGACAAUCUGAUAAAUUAUAAGUUAGGCCCUAAUGAUUUUAAGGCUAAAGUAAGUGAUAUCAUUUUUGAUGGUGUUUGGGUUAUUCCUGAACAAAUAAAAGAUUUGAUGAUUCGUUGUAAUAUCGAUGUUGAAAAUUUUCCUGUUAUUGCUGGUGAUGAGGAUUAUAAAAUUUGGGAUUUAGAUAGCAAAGGCGUUUUUUCAGUUAAGUCGUGCCUUGUGCAAAUCUAUUUACUAGACAGAGUUGCUAGGAGGAUUUGGGAUUGGGUGGCUGGAAUUUUCAAGCUGCAACCAAGUGAAGACCUGGUGGACUCGUAUAAGGCUGCUAAGGGUCGAAGCAGAAUGAUAAAAGACCUGUGGUUAGUUGCAAAUCUUGCAAUUGUCACGGAGUUAUGGAAGUUACGCAAUAAGUCUUAUUUUGAUAAUAUGGCAGUUCAAUGGCUUGGUUUUAAAGGGAGAGUUUAUCAGGUGGGGCAUAGAAAAUGCAAAACGUCUACCCCAAUUGAGAUUAGUUGGACUCCUCAUAAUCAAGAUGAAAUUAUGAUCUUUUGUGAUGGUGCAUAUUUCAGAAACCCAGACCAAGCUGGUUCAGGUGUUGUUUUCCGUGAUGCAAGUUCGGAGGUGCUUGGUGUUCUUUGUGUUGGCCUUGGUUGGCAAACCAAUUUCUAUGCGGAAGUAUGUGCGGUUAUUUAUGGUGCGAUUGUGGCUAAGAGAUGGAAUAUGCGGAGUAUUUGCAUUCGUUCUGAUUCGAAGAGUUGCAUUCAAGGUUUUCAAAAGGGUGAGCUGCCUUGGCAGCUGGUACAGAAGUGGAAAAUUGUGAAGUCUUACUACAACAAUGUUCGUUAUAUUCAUAGCUAUAGGGAGGUUAAUUUCUCAGCUGAUGCCUCGACCAAGCAAGCAUGUUUGCUGGCUGAGGAUAUUUUUGAGUUGUAUGAGGGUAGGUCAGGUUUUAUUCCAUCUGUGGAAUGGCUUGCAAGGGUUUAUUAUCGCUUCAAAUAG
Papaver somniferum (opium poppy) is the source of this 1968-nucleotide messenger RNA. RefSeq lists its product as uncharacterized. The transcript has 5 exons. Gene Ontology annotation, molecular function: nucleic acid binding; RNA-DNA hybrid ribonuclease activity. The coding region runs from base 1 to 1968 and encodes 655 amino acids. The record is from RefSeq and is a predicted model, not a curated record. Lineage: Eukaryota; Viridiplantae; Streptophyta; Magnoliopsida; Ranunculales; Papaveraceae.